Petromyzon marinus (sea lamprey) is the source of this 2361-nucleotide messenger RNA. RefSeq names its product carboxypeptidase inhibitor SmCI-like. The record is from RefSeq and is a predicted model, not a curated record. Gene Ontology annotation, molecular function: serine-type endopeptidase inhibitor activity. NCBI's taxonomy places the organism in Eukaryota, Metazoa, Chordata, Hyperoartia, Petromyzontiformes, Petromyzontidae.
GAAAUAGCGACGGCGGAGGGGGCGGCGGUGAUUGUAGUCGCGAGACGCGGAUUGAGGAGCAGUGAGGAGCAGCAGCAGCAGCAGCAGCAUCGCCAUCAUCGCCACCAUGAAGAUGGAGAUCCUCGUCUUGAUGUGCGCCGCCAUUACGGUAGCGGCGGCGAGCGGGGAGCGACGAGUUCCCGAGCUGUGCCUGGCGCCGCCGGAGGUGGGCUUGUGCCGGGCGCUGAUCCCCAAGUGGUACUACGACGCGGCCGCCUCCGAGUGCAGGUCCUUCAACUACGGUGGCUGCGGAGGGAACGACAACAAGUUCUCCACGCAGCAGGAGUGCGAGGAACGGUGCCUCGCCGACGCGGGCGAGAAUAACAUCACCCAGGAAGCAAGGAUGGAAGGUCCAACAGACGACACGUGCACGGCGCCGAUGGUCGAGGGCCCUUGCUUGGCCGCCUUCCUGCGGUGGUUCUACGAUGCGGAGAGCCAGGCGUGCCGAGAGUUCACGUACGGAGGCUGCCAUGGCAACAAGAACAACUUUGAGAGCAGCGCGGAAUGCAUGAAGGCCUGUUCCACCGAUCGUGCCGUCAAGAGCCAGAGGAUGCCCAUUCAGUUUGAGCAACCACUGCAAGGCGUGUGCACCGCUCCGCCGUUCGAGGGCCCGUGCCGCGCCUCGCUGCGACGGUGGUUCUACAGUCCGGACGACGCCACCUGCAAGGAGUUCAUCUACGGCGGCUGCCAUGCCAACGGCAACAACUUCGAGAGCCAGCAGGAUUGCGCGGCCGUCUGCUCCGCACCCGCUGGAGAAAACCAGCCCCACGAGGAACGUCAUAACGACUUGUUCGUGCACGUGCUGGGCGUGCUGGUCGCUGUGCUGGCCUCGCUCGUGGUGCUCGUGCUGCUGUUCCUGUGGAUGCAACGCCUCCGCCAGCGGCAGACCCACCUCCCCGAGGUGUUCACGGUGGUGCGGCCCAACAACCCCAAGCAGGACGACACCGAGUACCUGAUCCCCAACAUCGCUUCCUGAGCGUGUCGCUGGUGGUGGCGGGUGGCGGUGUCUCUCGUCAGCCACUCGACCGGCAUCGCACCGUGGCGCGCUCUCCCCCUCUAAAGCAGGGACCGCCCUUCCGGUUCACGUGGAAACCCCCCACCGGUCACCAGUUACUGAACCAAAAAGCAACCCAUCGCAUCAUUCCAUUUGGUUCUAUUGUGCACUUUAUUUUGGGUGAAUUGGUUAAGCUUGGAAGAUUGGAAUUUGAGAAACCCUGCUUUAAAACGCGCGUGUUGUUCUGAACGAGCUUGAGGUUCCCCCCCCCCCACCCGUGCACAGCCCCCAAUGGUAACAGAAUCAGAGUCUACAUACUGGAGGAAUCCGAUGAGCUAUAAAGCUCUUUUUCACAAUGUCCAGUAGAGCGCAGGGUGCGAAUAACCCCAGCCGCUGGGCGCUUCCCCCCUCGUGCCUUCUUAACGAACACCACUAGAGGCGUCGCUCUAUCCUCCUGGCACGUCCAGUGAGUUUUCGCACGGAACGGUAAUUAAUGAAUAUCAAGUCGUUUCGUUUUCAAUGUUGAUUGUGGCCUAUACUGCUAUAUAAACUGUUGAUUUUUUUUAUUGAUUGAAUUUUCACAGACAAACCUUUCUCAUUUGUGGUAUAAUUGCAAUAAAAUAUUUAGCUUAUUUGGUACAAGGGACUUAGUGUUUUGGUUAUGAAGUUGAUCCUAAUGCACACCAAGAUGGGUAUAAUCAGGUCUGUACGCAUCUCGUUUAAAAUGAUGCUGGAAAGAUAUUUGCACGAAAAUGCUUUUUCUGGAUACCACCAGGAAAUUAUGUUUGUAAUGUCUUUCGCUCCGCGCUGCGUUUUCGCGUUGUGCCGCGUGCCAUUCGGCACGACAUCCGACGUUUCGCUCCCGUGAGCUUGGGAGCUUCUUCAGGAACUGGAAUGCGGAAAACUUCGGGACAUCCGACCGAACGGCACGCAAGCCGCCCGCGGUGCAAUCCGAAAGCAAACCGGCACAAGCGGAAUGUCCGGCACGUUUUAAAAUGCGACUUACUCGCUAGCGAUCACUGGUGUAGAAGAGGUGUGUUGAGCUGUCGUUGUCGUCGCCCUUUAAGCAAUGCAUAUCGAUGCUCAUUUUUAAAGCUUUUUGUAGAACCUUUGUUGAUGUUUUGGACCAAGGGCCUGCACCUUGUUUUGUAUGUUUUCUAAGCGUAUUUGGCAAGGGGGGAGAGCGGGAGAGCGCGAGAGAGGACAAUGAAUGUUAUUGUUAAAUUGAAUUAAAACUUUCUGUUGGGUAUCGAAUAAGGAUUUUAUUAGCUGUCAUGGGUCGAGUAUUUUCUACUUUCUUGUGCGUCAAAUGUUUAAUAAAAUUGGAA